This is a messenger RNA of Amoebophrya sp. A25, 4617 nucleotides long. NCBI's taxonomy places the organism in Eukaryota, Dinophyceae, Syndiniales, Amoebophryaceae. The record is from the annotation of a GenBank genome assembly.
GGACGUGGAAGAUCUCUACUAGCUACUGUAGGUCGUAUGCUUUAUAUUCUCCACCCAGUUGAAGUUGACCCACGAUUACUAUCACUACUGCUGUUAAUUAUUGAACAUUGAUCCGGGCAAUCUAAUGGAAUUAGCGUGGUAACGACGAUAUUGAUCUCGCCUCAUCUCCGACUUCCGUCCCAUUUGUUUUCUAGGAAAGAAGAUUUUUUUGAAGAUCUUCUUGCUAGAAGAAGCAACAUAGAAGGAGAAGCUGCUUACUAAGCAUAAGAGCUUGCUUCGUUCCCAAACAAAAACAUUGUUCACAAAGAACAAGAACAUCCGAAAAAACAUCACACAAAUAAAAUGGCGGAAUCUAAGGUUGCAGAUAUGUCCUUGGCCGACUUCGGUCGCAAGGAACUUAACCUUGCUGAGCAUGAGAUGCCUGGUCUCAUCAAUUGCCGUAAGGAGUAUGGCGCCCAAAAGCCGUUUGCCGGUGUCAAAAUCGCCGGGUCGUUGCACAUGACUAUUCUUAUGAUGAAAAUCGGAAUAAGUAUAAGGAAUACGUAUAAGUAGAAGCGUUGUAAGUAUGUUGGCAAUUCAUUGUAUAUUCGUGUAGCGAUGUGUGAGACAGGAGGGCUUUGUGCUUUAUUCUGAUACAGGACAUACUGUGUAGCAAAAGGAGCGCUUGCUCCUAACCAAAUUCUUAGAAACUCCGAUCCCUGAUAUUGGAUGUUCCUUCUCGAGUAACCCUUGAAUGUGUUGUAGUAACGGAUUCGAGUUGAUGAUAUCCAUAUCUCUGACGACCCCUAUCAAUGACUUCCACUUUGCAUACAAUUGCUAUCUUCCCUAUCGCAUUGCCAUAACAUCCGUUCUCACUCUCUAAUCUCGAAACCGCAGUCCUGAUUGAAACGCUGGCAGAGAUGGGUGCUGACGUGCGUUGGUGCAGCUGUAACAUUUUUUCCACCCAGGAUCAUGCUGCUGCCGCAGUCGCUAAGGCUGGCACCGCGGUGGUGUUUGCUUGGAAAGGUAGCUUUUGCUAUUAUUACCUACUAGAAGAACGCUGUUGGAGAUUGAGAAAAUUGUUUAUCAAUUAAGUAGUUCGUGACCUUUACUUUCGUCAGACAAAAAUACUUACUAGUACUACGCUAUUUAUCUCUUCCCCUUUCACCCCACUACCAAAAUAAUAUCAUUUCCACAAUAAACACAAGGUGAAACCCUCGAGGAGUACUGGGACUGCACUGAGAAGACCUUGGUCUGGCCUGACGGUUCUGGUCCGGACCUCAUUGUCGACGAUGGCGGUGACGCGACGAUGUUGAUCCAUAAGGGUAUAUUUUUUUUGCCACUUUGAGUACUGUUUUUUUUUGUUCUGGUGUUAUGAAUACUUUUUUGCUACUUUUUGUUCUAGAUACUACUACUAGAGUAGGGCUAGAGGACCAUGAUGUUUCUAAACUUCCACAGUGCCCUCAUUUCAACACUUCAUGUCUGUAACAAUCUCGAACUUUCGACUCAGCAAACCUUUUUACUUACUCCCCCAUAGAGGUUGGUAAACAACAUGUUGUAGUUGUAUCUUCACCAAAACUACUUCACCAACGACUCACCAAGAACUCACCAAGCCUCCUUUUCACUCUUUCAGCUUCCCCCUACAAUCGAAAACCAGGUAAAGAAUGGGAGGAAAAGUUUGCUGCUGACGGCUCACUUCCGGACCCAAAUUCUUCCAGUAACCCAGAAUUCAAAUGUGUAUUAGCGGUCCUUCGUCGUUCUAUCCAAGAAAACCCCAAAAAGUGGACCAAGAUCGCUGAGGCUUGCAAGGGUAUCAAACUUUUUCUUUCACACAGUCAUACUCAGGAGCUUGUUUUCUUCUGUAGUUUCUUUCACACACUUAGUUAAUAUGUUAAGGUGGUCGCGUCGUCCCUUCUCAUCGCCAGGUGUCUCCGAAGAGACCACGACUGGUGUUCAUCGCCUCAAGGAAAUGGCGCAGAAGAGCGAGCUUUUGUUCCCAGCUAUCAACGUGAACGACUGCGUUACCAAGUCCAAGUUUGACAACGUCUACGGUUGCCGACACUCGCUGCCGGAUGGUACUUUCUUAUCAUUCAUUGCUAUGCUAUUGUAUUUGUUUACACGGUGAUCUUCGUAGGUGUGGAAUGCAUUUGGAGGUGGCAGAGAAUCGAUGACCCAGAGGAGAUUCUGGUAGAAUACUUGAUAUUAGGCGAACAAUGGCUACUAGAAGUUGCUUCAACCAUGGAAAAGUCUUUCGCAACGUUCUCGAAACCGUUCAUACUACUAUACGCCGCCUGGUUCUCCUUUAACAAAUAUCUGCUCAAACCUCCUCCCCAACCCGACAGGUGUCAUGCGUGCAACUGAUGUGAUGAUUGGCGGAAAGCGUGUGUUGGUGUGCGGUUACGGUGAUGUUGGUAAGGGAUCCGCCAUGGCCAUGAAGGGAGCCGGUGCCCGAGUCAUGAUCGCCGAGUGUGACCCGAUCUGUGCCCUGCAGGCGUGCAUGGAGGGAUAUGAGGUACUGCUAAAGGUAAGCUCUCAUGCCGAUGUCGUAGAGGCUGGAUGAAUAGAAUACAGGGUAGCAGAAACUUCCUAAAUCUCAUGGAGGACAUGUGGUUGUGAAGUGUAUGAGAAGUCGUAAACUCUAGAUUGUUCAUCCCUUUCUCUAAUCCGCUUUCUCACUCACCGAAAUAGAAGUAGGGGCACUCUACACAAUCACAUGAAAACAUACUCACCCAAAAUAACAACAGGUCACCACCAUGGAAGAUGUGAUCGACCAGGUGGACAUUUUCAUUACCACGACCGGCAACUUCAACAUUAUCACCAAGGAGCACAUGGCCAAGAUGAAGAACAAUGCCAUCGUCGGAAACAUUGGACACUUCGAUAACGAAAUUGACAUUUACGGAUUCCUUUUGAGAAUAACUCUAUAUAUAAAAUCUUAUAAAUCUUCAUCUUCCUCUAAAAUCCGGCUGGUCUCGAGAGCUACCCAGGCAUCAAGUGCGAGAACAUCAAGCCGCAAGUUGACCGCUUCGUCUUCCCGGAUGGCCACGGCGUGAUCGUGUUGGCCAGUGGCCGCUUGUUGAACUUGGGAUGCGCUACCGGACAUCCGUCCUUCGUCAUGUCCUGCUCGUUCACGAAUCUUAUGAAUGGAAGUCUAUCGGCAUCGUAAGUCUAUAAUCGGCAUCGUAGUAUCUAUUCUGUUUCUAUUCUUGCAAUCCAAAAUUAAGAGUACCUCAAAGUACUCGCUGAUUUCCUCGUUAUGUAAUAUUAGACUAACACCAUCCCGAGCUUGUUCGCAUGAAAAGUGAUAUCCCUUAGUACUCCGGGCGUCCCUUUUUUCCUCUGCUUAACUCUUUGUUUUUCCGCCCAUUCUUCAUAGACUAAACACAAGAUUCUUCAUAGUUUGUGACAAGAUUCUUCAUAGACUAAACACACACCUUCUUCAUACUCCAGACCAUCGCUCAACUGGAUCUGCUCGACAACUGGAAGGGAAGCAACAUCCUGAAGCGACAGAACCGCAAGCCCUAUGGAACAGACCAGGUGUACCGAUUGCCCAAGGAGCUGGAUGAGAAGGUUGCGCGUCUCCAUCUCCCUGCUCUGGGUGCCAAGCUGACGAAGCUGACCAAGGAGCAGGCGGAGUACAUCAACGUCCCGCAGGACGGUCCGUACAAGCCGGAGGAAUACAGAUACUAAAGAACCCUAAAAAACGUAAAAAACCAUCUUUUAGAAGAGAAGGAGAAGGUCCGUAGGAGCAGCUAGACUUCCUUUGUCUAUCACGAACGAUGACAACUGCGGAGAUGACCAGAAGACAUGCAGAUCUUCAUUCCUCCAACACGACGAUGUGAAGAAAGUGAAUCUAUUGAUUUUGAUAUUGAUUUUCCUAAUCUAAUGACUUUCGUCACUCAUCUCGUCUAUUAUCGACGACUAUAGAUUUUUUGUACGUUGUCCAAGUCAUUGAUGACGGGCUAAGCCGAUUUUUGGCCUUCUGGACGAAGGGGGCUUGCAAUUGGUUGCGCAUUCAGUCUCGGAUCUGCGUACUAAGAGAUUUUUCUAAGAAACACCCACUCAGUCAAUUUGAUCAUUCUCUAUGCGGGCAUUGUUCCAUUCUAAGCUUUUUUGAGUUCCUUUGUAUUAAAGGGUGCGCAACAGUGAAUCAGAGGGUCGAAUCCUGUAUCAGAUGAAGGUCAAUUCCGUAGUACCUCCUUAUUUUAGGGGACUCAUAAUUGAUGAUUUCUUUGUUACGAGUGGUUACCGUUACGUGGAAUAUAAAGUCGAAGUCCCUCGGAGGCUCUUGUAGUUAUCAAUUUCAAUAGAGUGUUAAUAGUACAGUUGUUCUUUAAAGACCGCAAUGGUGGGUAGAUGUGGUCUGCGUCGUGCACUACGACGCCACACGACUAAGAUGAUGAUGUGUCCAUAUCGUACCAAAAAACCCACUUUUAUUAGGUGGGGAGUAUCAUGAGACAUGUUGUCCAGAACCGCAUGCUCUCAAGAACGCUGUGGUUGUGGUUCUAUCUCAACCUUGCCCUUCCUUGUUUAUGAAGGCCUCGCAUGAGGAACAAAGGAGCAAGCUGGUACAAACCAAUAGUAUCAACUGCAGGAACGUGUCGUCGGACUCGGAGGACUGUACCAUUCCGGAAAGUACGG